CGUUGGGGGGGCGUAACAUCCUCCCUCGACCCCGUCAAACCCACGUGUGGACGUUUUCAUUCUGGAAUAAACCCUGAACUGUGUUUAGGAGCGUUUCUCCGCCAUGGACGAGCUUCCAGCGGACCUCAGAGCGGUUCUCCUCAACCACCCGUUUCUCCAGCUGACGGACGGGAAGAAGAUUAAAUGCACCCUGAACGGCCAUGAGUUUCCAUGCAAUCUGUCGGAGCUGCAGAAGUUCAUCCAGGGGAAGAAAUACGAGAAGCUGAGCGCUGCAGCCGAGUUCAACUACAGCCAGUAUGAGCCACACAUCGUGCCCAGCACCAAACAGCCCAACCAGCUGUUCUGCAAGCUGACGCUCAGACACCUGAACAAGCAGCCGCACCACGUCCUCCGACACGUCAACGGGAAGCGCUUCAAAAAAGCUCUCGCCAGAUAUGAAGAGUGUGUGAAGCAGGGCGUCAACUUCGUUCCUGCCAGACUGAAACAGAAAAAACCCAGAGACCCCACGGAGGAGCCGGAGAGGGGGAGGGGCUCCAAACAGGCCAACGGCAUGUGGGCGCCGUCAUCCAGCGACGAGGAGCAGAGCGACUCCGACGACAGCAUGAGCGACCUUUACCCCCCCUCCAUGUUCACAUUGAAAAACCCAGCAGAGGAAAGUUCAGCGAGAGGAAAGGAUGAAGAAGACGACUUCCAGACGGACGAGGACGAGGACAUGGAGGUGGAGGUGAAGCAGGAGCAACAAGCGGCGCAGAAACGUAAAAAAGCUCAGGGCGGCGGAGGCUUCCAGAAGAAGUUCAGGAACAACCGAUGGAAAUCGGGACGCAAGAAACCUGGAAAAGUGCAGAACGGAAAGUAGAGUGGAGCUCAGACGGCUUCCCGUCCGUCUGGAGCGUCCUGGGCUUCAGAGCAGAGUGACACUUCACUCUGUCGUCUGAGCGUUUCUGUAAAAUACUAAAAUACAAAGUCACUCUGGA
Molecule: messenger RNA, 974 nt
Organism: Salarias fasciatus (jewelled blenny)
Lineage: Eukaryota; Metazoa; Chordata; Actinopteri; Blenniiformes; Blenniidae
Gene: surf2
Product: surfeit 2
Exons: 6
Coding region: 104-856 (250 amino acids)
Source: RefSeq, a predicted model, not a curated record